UCAUAUUAAUACUCGUAAUACAAAGCUUUAUUUUGGAUUUUUUUCUGAUGAUCUACAAGGUGCAACAACAAUUUCACUCAAUCAAUGGAUACAUACAGCAUUUGUUUUUGAUGCAACAACAAAACAACAAACUAUCUGUUUAAAGGGAGUUCAAGAUGGACAGGCUAGUGCUUCCAGUGCACUACUAAUGUCAUCGGGUAAUUUUACAAUUGGUAUGAAUGAACAAGUGAAUACUCCGAAUAACUAUUAUCAAGGUUAUAUCGAUCAUUUAUCAAUCAAUCGACGAGCAAAAUCAUCUUGUGAAAUACUUGAAAUAGCAACAUUAGCUGCUCAUUUUGAAUUUGAUAGUGCAUCAUCAUAUACUGAUUCUGGACCUAAUGCAGUAGCAAUUACUUCUUCAACUACUUCGAUUAUCUCUGGUUAUAAGAAUGAAGCUAUAUUAUUCUCUGGUUCAUCAACUUCUUAUUUCCAAGCUUGGGGUUUUACUUCACUUGGUAUCAGUAAUCAAGCAUUUUCCAUUAUAUUUUGGAUUAAACCUCAAACAUUGUCAGGUACACUUGUUCAUUUAUCAUCAUCUCCAUCAGGCAAUGGAUCUACAUGUUUUUCAUUAUUGGGUUUUGCUUCAAAUGGAGCAAUCAUUGCACAAGUCUUAACAAAUAAUGGCACAAUUGGUUGA
This is a messenger RNA of Rotaria sordida, 676 nucleotides long. The record is from the annotation of a GenBank genome assembly. Lineage: Eukaryota; Metazoa; Rotifera; Eurotatoria; Philodinida; Philodinidae.